AAACUUUUUUUUCAUAUUUAAUAUAUAUAUUCAAAGAAACGAGAUAAUAUAUAAAUCACAAUUUAUGCAGGUUAUCUUUUCUUUAAUUUUGUAACGAUGCUAUACACUUCGGCUCUAGUAACACUAAUUCACCCUCAUGGUUAGCGCGAAAUUUGAAAUAGUUCAACGGGAAUCACGCCCUAACUGAAGUACAAUAACACGUUUAAUAUUUAAUAAAAAAACAAAGGCCCACGGGAUAGUGACGAGCAUUAAUGAACUGUUAUUUGAACAAACGUCACACGGAAUCUAUGUGUUAGGUCAAAACUAAUUUACGGGAGUGCCGGGGGUUGAUAGCGUAAUACAAGGUGUGGCAGUGGUGGCUAACCACUCCUAGGAAUAGAUACAAUUAGUUUUUAUUCCGAGUGAGCCGUUUAGCGAAGGCAUCGUACUUAUAAAUGUUUUUAUUGUUUAUAUUUGUUAAUAAAGUAUAACCACAAUGGAGAUUGGAGAGAAGAUCUUCGCGGGUAUGGAAGAACCGCAAUGGCUGGAGCAGAAUGUUAUGGGCGAACUGAAGCUCUGGCACAUUAUGUUCAUUUGUUUAGGCGUGGUGACAGUUAUGAUCGUGAUGGUGUGCUGCUGCGUCCGGUUCCGGAUUCCCCGCACGAAGCAGCAGAUAGAGGCGGACUACCAGCGGCGGAAGAUAACCGCCAAGUUCCGGCAUCAGCUCGAAACCAUACAGGACAACAAGAUGGACGCCAUGUCGCUUACUGACGCGUUGGAGUUGCUUCACGAGACGACGGAGAAAUCUAAACCUAUGGACAACAACGGGUCGCAGCAGAGCUCGGUGGUUUCGCCGCAGCAAAGUUCGCUGGACGCGGCGUUCCCCGAGGGGCCGCCGCAGAAGCCCGAGCCGCAGGUGGCGGGGCUCAGCUUCGUGAAGUUCGCCACCAAGGUCAGCCACCUCGCCAAGCUGGGCGGCAAUAAGACGCCGGAGCCGCCCGCGCCGACCAAGAUGGACUUUUAAUUCGAUUUAUGUACAAUAUUUUAUAAGACGAGGGCUGCAAAAAUUCUUAUUCUUAUUCGGCGCAAUAAAAAUUGUGGCACAUAUUUUGGCGGCCCUCGUUAUGCACAGACUGGACGUAAGUGGCGCGCGGUGCGGCGGACAGCAAAUCAAGUCCGUUUAUAAAGUCUGACCU
This is a messenger RNA of Cydia pomonella (codling moth), 1175 nucleotides long. Its product is annotated as transmembrane inner ear expressed protein. NCBI's taxonomy places the organism in Eukaryota, Metazoa, Arthropoda, Insecta, Lepidoptera, Tortricidae. The coding region runs from base 476 to 1003 and encodes 175 amino acids. The record is from RefSeq and is a predicted model, not a curated record. The transcript has 4 exons.